AUGUCCGCUCCCAAAGAAGAGUAUAAUCAUCCGAGAACGAAGAAUGACGACGACGGCAACACCGAGUCCGAUCAUAGACGUUCCAGGCGACUCGCAGGAGGAGAAGCUACUCCCAGGAGUCUACCAGUGAAGAGGAGGAAACCAAGCAGCGAACACAGCUCUCCUCGAGACCAUGCUAUCAAGGCAUCCGCCGGCGAGUCCCUCGCGGGGGAUGUUGCCGGUGAACAGCAACCGCCUCAGCUUCCGUUGGUGAAGACCACUCCAAGGCAUUCCCAAGGAACGGUCCCCUCUAGUGAAGAACAUCUAGCAGAAGCUCACGGUCACGAGCAGUCGGUCUCCAAGCCGGUUGUAUCAGACAACACAAUUCCCAUAGAGUCCUCUCGAAGUCCCUCGGUCAACACUUCACCAAAAUCUUCGCUUAGAACCGAUAUCUUCGAGGGUCAACGGCUUGCACAAGAUCAAAUCAUCAGGAACCCUUUGGAUGGGCCCUUUAGAACUGGUAUUCUUGGUGAUCAACAUUUUCCACAAGUUCACACCUGCAAGACCUCACACGACCAGCCCCACGAACGUGGCUGUGCUCUGUCUCAACAGUCUCUCGAAGCUCAUGUAACGAGUCACCCUCCGAGCCAAUCUCUCGGAGCAGGUAUCUUCGGUGGUCAACACCCUCCGCAAGUUCGACCCUACAAUACCCCUCACGAUCAGCCGCAGGAUCGUGGUGGUGCUCUAUCUCAACAGUUUCCCGGAACACUUACAACUGCCAGCCCUCCAAAUCAGCCCUUGGGGGCCGGUAUCUUCGGUGGUCAACACCCUCCGCAAGUUCGACCCUACAAUACUCCUCACGAUCAGCCGCAGGAACGUGGUGGUGCUCUAUCUCAACAGCCCUUCGGAGCUCUUGCAAUUGUCAACCCUUCGAACCAACCCUUCGGAGCCGGUAUCUUCGGUGGUCAACCUCCCCAACAAGUUCAAACCUACAAGUCCUCUCACGACCAGCCGAACGAAAGUGGCUGUGUCGCGCCUCUACAGUAUUCCGGAGCCCUUACAACUGCCAACCCUCCAAAUCAGCCCUUUGGAAGUGGUAUAGUCGGAGGUCAACAGUCAACUCUUCCAAGUCCUACCUUCGGAGUCGGUGGUUACAGUAAUCAACAUUCAUUACAAGCCGGCAUUGCAGCUGCUCCCUACCACUACAGUCCUGGUAUCACUGGUGUUGAAGGGAUCCCAGCCCCGCAGGCGUUGGGAGCCACUCGUUUCCCAUACAGUACUCCUGGCCUUGGCAACUACGGCUCGCAAGGUGGCCCACAAGGCACAUGGCUCUACCAGCUUCCGGGGUAUCAAUUCGGAUCUCCUUCCGGUUAUCCUCCUGGAAUCCAACCCGCCGGCGCUAGCAAUGUGGCUCAACAUCCACAGUCUGUGUUGGCGGGGCUACACUCAGUACCGAUGCAUUACAGCCCCAUCAGUGGCUCUCCCAACCAGUUUGGUAACUACCAGCAAAAUGUCGGUGGUUUUCCGGAUAUGCUAUCUACAGCAGAAAUGGAGGCUAUUGAUAAGAGAGUUCCCUUCCUCUGUGAAACCUGGCGUAAACGAGGAGGCAAGGUCUUCACUGGGUUUGACGCUCAAAUCAGCUUGGCCGCCCAUCUUCAACAGUGGUACGAGUUCUGUGCUAUCCAGUGGGUCCACGAGUUGGAGCCCUUAGCGGUUCGGGUAUUCCUCUCCGAGACUAUCAGCCCGACUCUUGCACUCGCUAUCAAACAGCAGAACUGUGGACCGGUGUAUAUGAACUCCCGAGACUACUACCGGCGAUUGUUCAUGAACGCCAUCAACUACCUGCGGGCCAAUUACAGUCAGGUGUCUCACAUUACCGCUCUGAUCCAGAAACUGUUAUCUGCUCAGCAAGGUUCGCAGGGUCUCAACCAGCACCUUGACCAGCUCACUGAGUACCUAAAGGAACUUCGGCACUCAGGGUCGGCAAAUAUUCACACGACCCAUGUCUCUCAAGCAGUGCAAAGAUCGUUUGUGAAUCCAUACAGAGAUUGGUACUACGAAGAGGUCCGCCGCAAGGAUCCCUUCGGAAAUAUUAACCGGUACGAGGAUAUCUUCGACAUCUUCAAUGCCAUGCGGUACAAGUCUUACUCUCUGGAAGGACCUCCGACAUCUCACGGAGACCCUAUGUACUACACCAAUACCCCUUCAACGGGUGAGGUGCCGCUUCUUCCAAGUCAAGCUCCCAGUUCUACUAAAAGAGCUAUCAAUGGUGGUACCGACAAGCCUACAUUUUGCCGAAGAUGCUCAGCACCAGACCACCCAACAAAAGAAUGUCGAGCUCCCAAGCCCAAGAAUGCAGAGCACCGAUGUCACUGUGGCUCCAGCAAACAUCGACCAAAUAUGUGUCCCAUUCCCAUGAAGGACAUUCAUUGUGAAAGGUGUGGUGAUGAUUCUCGAGUUCCUAAGCAUCGCUCGGGAAUGUGCCCAAUCGGCUAUGAUGAGCUCCUCAAGAAGAAGACUACUGCUGAAACUCAGGUUAAAACUACUCCAGAUACCACAAACUACAUGGGCAUGGAGACUUGCUUUGUGACCUUGGAUUCACCGAUCUCUCCCGAGGUCUACUAUGGUACCGAAGGAGUGGUUCUUAACUGCAAUGGUUGCAACUAUAUUGAAGAGGCCUGUGGUGAGCCCCAAACAUUGAGAGAGGUCGGAACCGCCCCCGUGAAGGACCCUAAUCGCACAGCCCAAGAUCAAUGCUACACCACUAGGCAGAGUCGCCAUGGGAGUCCAAGCGAGGACGAUCAGUAUUGUGAACGUGGAAGCCAGCCUGUUUCGACGGCCAUCUGCAUCGCUCCUAACAACCACUUGAUCAAAGUCAUACUUGAUAGCGGUGCGGGCAAGAACUAUGGUCGACUCAGCUUUGUUCAAGGUCUUGCUUUCAUCGAAGGGGUCCAACUGUUAUGGGAAGAGGCUUCUUCUACUGAAACGGCUGCCCAAAGAGUGUCGGGCUUAAGAGCUCUUCGUAUAUCGAUGAGGUUCAGUCCAACGGGUAUCACUGCAAUGUCAGGAACGGCGGAUGACCAGCAUGCAGAUCGCAUCGAAGAACUCCCAGCAAAAAGGCUACAUUGUGCUAAUAACUAUGUCGGUGAAGAGUUUUGCCUGUUCGACUCGGUCAACUACCUGGCCCUGCUGAUAGAUGACGCAGAACACCCCUCAAAUGGUUCACUAUCAGCUAUUUCCUUGGAUGACGACUAUACCUUCGACAUGUGGAGGCCCGUUGACAUUAAUAACGUGGCCGAGCUGCGACUACCCCCUAGAGGAGCAUCGCUCGUCGAGGCUCUACGGCAUAGGAACUGCACUUUCAGGGGCUUCCUGAAGGAACGGUGUAAGGAAGGGCAUACGGUCUAUAGGUUCCUCCACGACUUUGUAUGGCAUCCUCACCGUCCUCUGCCCAAUGCCCACAACUUGAGAGAGGCCAAAUCUCGAGCUGUGAAUCUCAAGAGGUCGCUGUCAGCGACUCGCUGA
Perkinsus marinus ATCC 50983 is the source of this 3504-nucleotide messenger RNA. RefSeq lists its product as hypothetical. NCBI's taxonomy places the organism in Eukaryota, Perkinsozoa, Perkinsida, Perkinsidae. The record is from RefSeq and is a predicted model, not a curated record. The transcript has 2 exons. The coding region runs from base 1 to 3504 and encodes 1167 amino acids.